AUGGAGUUUGCUAUAUCCAAAGAAGGUGUAUUUACGAAUCAACGUAAAUAUGUUCUUGAUUUACUUAGUGAGACAGGUCUGUUAGGAUGUAAACCAACCGAGACACCCAUUGAGCCCAACCUGAAGCUGCAGCCUUCUAAAGAUGAAGAAGUUAUGAAUAGAGAGCAGUAUCGAAGAUAUGUUGGAAGACUGAUCUACUUGUCACAUACACGUCCAGAUAUAGCUUUUGCAAUUAGCAUGGUUAGCCAGUUCAUGCAUUCACCUAGACGAGAACACUUUGAUGCAGUCUACAGAAUUCUUAGAUACCUAAAGGGGACCCUUGGAAGAGGUCUACUAUUAAAAAACCGUGGGCAUUUGCAAGUUGAAGCCUAUACUGAUGCGGAUUGGGCUGGGAGUGCUAUUGAUAGACGGUCAACUUCUGGCUACUACACCUUUGUUGGAGGUAACCUUGUCACCUGGCGGAGUAAAAAACAGAAUGUAGUAGCAAGAAGCAGCAUAGAGACCGAGUUUAGAUCAGUUGCUCAUGGAAUUUGUGAGGUGUUAUGGAUUUAG
Cornus florida is the source of this 552-nucleotide messenger RNA. RefSeq lists its product as uncharacterized. The record is from RefSeq and is a predicted model, not a curated record. NCBI's taxonomy places the organism in Eukaryota, Viridiplantae, Streptophyta, Magnoliopsida, Cornales, Cornaceae. Bases 1 to 552 code for a protein of 183 amino acids. The transcript has a single exon.